Messenger RNA from Panicum virgatum (switchgrass), 1279 nucleotides. RefSeq names its product chitinase 2-like. NCBI's taxonomy places the organism in Eukaryota, Viridiplantae, Streptophyta, Magnoliopsida, Poales, Poaceae. The transcript has 2 exons. Gene Ontology annotation, biological process: cell wall macromolecule catabolic process; chitin catabolic process; defense response to fungus. The coding region runs from base 36 to 1037 and encodes 333 amino acids. The record is from RefSeq and is a predicted model, not a curated record. Gene Ontology annotation, molecular function: chitinase activity; chitin binding.
UUCGCGGCACACCCGGCAGCAAAAAGAUCAAAAGCAUGUCAACAACGGGUGCCCCGAGCCCGUCCACGACAGCGACGGCUCUCCUGUGCGUCGUCCUGGCCGCCGCCGCGGCGUCGUCGGCCGCGCGCGCCCAGCAGUGCGGGUCGCAGGCCGGCGGCGCGCUCUGCGGCGACUGCCUCUGCUGCAGCCGCUUCGGCUUCUGCGGCUCCACCGACCCGUACUGCGGCGCCGGCUGCCAGAGCCAGUGCGCCGGCUGCGGCGCCAGCGUGGCGUCCGUGCUGCCGAGGGACCUCUUCGAGCGGCUCCUCCUCCACCGCAACGACGCCGCGUGCCCCGCGCGCGGCUUCUACACCUACGACGCCUUCCUCGCCGCCGCGGCCGCCUUCCCGGCCUUCGGCACGACGGGCGGCGACGAGCAGCGGAAGCGCGAGGUCGCCGCGUUCCUGGGCCAGACCUCCCACGAGACCACCGGCGGGUGGCCGGCCGCCCCCGACGGGCCCUUCUCGUGGGGCUACUGCUUCAAGCAGGAGCGCUCCCCGCCGUCCGACUACUGCGACCCGCGGCCGGAGUGGCCGUGCGCCCCCGGCAAGAAGUACUUCGGCCGCGGCCCCAUCCAGCUCUCCUACAACUACAACUACGGGCCGGCGGGGAGGGCCAUCGGGGUGGACCUCCUGAGCAACCCGGACCUGGUGGCGACGGACCCCGUGGUGUCCUUCAAGACGGCGCUGUGGUUCUGGAUGACGGCGCGGGGCAACAAGCCGUCGUGCCACGCCGUGAUCACGGGGCAGUGGGCGCCCACGGCCGCGGACAGGGCGGCCGGCCGGGGCGCGCCGGGCUACGGCGUGGUCACCAACGUCAUCAACGGCGGGCUCGAGUGCGGGCACGGCGCGGACCCGCGGGUCGCCGACCGCAUCGGGUUCUACAAGCGCUACUGCGACGUCUUCCGCAUCGGCUACGGGAGCGGCGACCUCGACUGCGGCGGCCAGAGGCCGUUCAACGCCGCGGUUGCGGUCGGCGACGGCCUGGCGGCGCAGUGAGUGCGUUGCCCCGCGCCUGGAUCGGCGAGGGGACUACUACUCGUGCUAGAUCGUCAGUGUGAUCACCUGAUAAAAUCGAGGACUUGCUGUGUGGGCAUGUUCUUUGCAUUUUUGUACAUUUUACACCGAUCUGCAAAGGCACGGAUGCCUCGGUUUGAAUAAAGUUCAUGUAAAAGUUUGUGCUGAAUUCCGAAAAUAAAGAACUUGUUCUCUCUGGCGCGGCCGUUGCCGCGCCUAGCUGA